AGGAUCUAUAGAUGAUUUGCAUUUUGUAUUUACUCAGGUGGAGUUCUAAGGUCCAGAUUUGCUUUGGAGUUUGAUUUCAGCUGACUGAUGCUGAAAUGGGUUGCGGGAAGCCAAAUAAAGAACGUGGCUUCACUGGGAGGUAAAAUAUGUACUGCGAGUCCAAUAUCAGAUUUGAAUUCUCUGUGGAUAUCAUCAGGGGCGACCUUCACUAUCCUCAAGCAGGGCAAGAUAUCGAAGCUUGUGAAGGCAGCCGAGUUCUUCAAAGGGUACCGUCAGGUGGACUUGAAGACUAGAGAAAUACUCGCACUCGUGUUCUUGCCCUGGUCCAAACGGUACGAGUAUGUGAAGGAUUUCAAGCAAACUCAUCGUCGAGAUGAUGAUAUUGCUCUCGUGAAUGCAGCUAUGCGGAUCUCUUUAGAGCCCAAAGGAGAGGCUGGAGCACGAAGAAAAUCAUGUGCACGACUUACACAUCAGCAGUGGCUCCAUAUCACAAUAAAAUGCCGCAUGGCAUGCAGGUGUAUGGGGCAUCAACCUCGGAUAGUAGUGUCGUUCAACCGCUGGAUGCAAACUAUUGUGCACCGAGUAGUGAAUGCAUGCUUGGCUAUUCUUUACUCUAUGGAGGGAAUGCACGUGGUGACAUUCGAAGGCCUCGGUGAUCGACGUCGUGGUUUACAUUCUGUCCAGGAGGCGUUAGCUACCCGUCAUGGAUCUCAAUGUGGAUUUUGUACACCAGGGUUUGUCAUGUCAAUGUAUUCGCUCUUGCGGGCAACCAAGGAUGCUUCCACCACUGAAGAAAUUGAAGAGGCCCUUGCAGGAAAUUUGUGCCGAUGUACAGAUUAUCGGCCAAUUCUAGAUGCGUUUUGUGUUUUCGCCAAGACUGAUCUGGAGCCGUAUAUUGAUGAAUCUUUCGCGGCAAGCAAUGGUUUCGGCAAGCCAUGCGAUUGCAAGAGCCAGAACGGUGCUAUGGCAAAUGAUAUUCAUCAGGAUUUGGAAGCCGGUGCAGAAGCAAAAGGUGCUCAUAGUCACUAG
This is a messenger RNA of Marchantia polymorpha subsp. ruderalis, 1029 nucleotides long. Lineage: Eukaryota; Viridiplantae; Streptophyta; Marchantiopsida; Marchantiales; Marchantiaceae. The record is from the annotation of a GenBank genome assembly.